CCAGGCAGCAAAGGCCUUUCCGAGCAGGAGGGGGAGGAGGAGGAGGACACGGAGGCGGCUGCUGUGCAAAGGAAAAAGCCUUGCAGGAGCUGCAGCUGUACUUGGACGCCACAUUCUCUCCUUACGGGACUGAGGAUGAGUAAGAGCUGACCCUGCUGCUGCUGCUGCUAUCUGUGUUGUGGAGUGAAGUGUCUGUUUCUUCUCCUCCUCCUCCUCCCUUGUUGUGAGUGAACCUGCAUUAAGGGUUCUUCACCAACACUGGGGACUGUUUGUUUGUGUAAGGGGAAGGAGAGGGAGCAGAGAGAAAGAGGACUCUUCCAUCCACUGAGGCGCAGUUCACUAUGAUCUUACUCGCAUUCAGCACUGGAAGCCGGUUGGAUUUCGUACAUCAUUCCAGGGUGUUUUUCUUGCAAACCUUGCUUUGGAUUUUAUGUGCCCCCGUGUGCACAGCGGAGCAGUAUUUCAAUGUGGAGGUAUGGUUACAAAAGUAUGGCUACCUUCCACCAACUGACCCCAGCAUGUCGGUGUUGCGCUCUGCAGAGACCAUGCAAUCAGCUAUAGCUGCCAUGCAGCAGUUCUAUGGCAUUAAUAUGACAGGAAAAGUGGACAGAAACACAAUUGAUUGGAUGAAGAAGCCUCGAUGCGGUGUGCCUGACCAGAGAAGAGGUAGCUCCAAAUUUAACAUUCGUCGAAAACGAUAUGCAUUAACGGGACAGAAGUGGCAACACAAACAUAUCACUUACAGCAUAAAGAACGUCACUCCAAAAGUAGGUGAUGCCGAAACCCGCAAAGCCAUUCGCCGUGCCUUUGAUGUGUGGCAGAAUGUAACUCCUCUGACAUUUGAAGAAGUUCCUUACAUUGAAUUAGAAAAUGGCAAGAGGGACGUGGACAUUACAAUCAUUUUUGCGUCAGGUUUUCAUGGAGACAGUUCUCCCUUUGACGGGGAGGGAGGAUUUUUGGCCCAUGCUUACUUCCCUGGGCCAGGAAUUGGGGGAGACACUCAUUUUGACUCAGACGAGCCAUGGACUUUGGGAAAUCCUAAUCAUGAUGGAAAUGAUCUAUUUUUAGUUGCAGUGCAUGAACUGGGGCAUGCUCUAGGCUUGGAGCAUUCCAAUGACCCCACUGCAAUCAUGGCUCCGUUUUACCAGUAUAUGGAAACAGACAACUUCAAACUACCUAGUGAUGAUUUACAGGGCAUUCAGAAGAUCUAUGGUCCACCUGACAAGAUCCCACCACCAACAAGACCUCUGCCAACAGUGCCCCCACAUCGUUCUGUCCCUCCAGCAGACCCUCGGAAGAAUGACAGGCAGCCUAAACCGCCUCGGCCGCCCACUGCUGACAAACCUUCCUAUCCUGGAGCCAAACCAAACAUCUGUGAUGGGAACUUCAACACUCUAGCUAUUCUUCGCAGGGAAAUGUUUGUUUUCAAGGAUCAGUGGUUUUGGCGUGUUAGAAACAACAGGGUGAUGGAUGGAUACCCCAUGCAGAUUACCUACUUCUGGAGGGGUUUGCCUCCAAGUAUCGAUGCAGUCUAUGAAAACAGCGAAGGGAAUUUUGUUUUCUUUAAAGGUAACCAGUUCUGGGUCUUCAAGGAUACCACUCUCCAGCCAGGGUACCCUCAUGAUUUGAUAACACUUGGAAGUGGAAUUCCUCCCCAUGGUAUUGAUUCAGCAAUUUGGUGGGAGGACGUUGGGAAAACCUACUUCUUCAAAGGAGAUAGGUACUGGAGAUACAGUGAAGAAAUGAGGUCCAUGGACCCUGGUUAUCCAAAACCAAUCACAAUCUGGAAAGGUAUCCCAGAAUCUCCUCAGGGAGCCUUUGUCCACAAAGAAAAUGGCUUCACAUAUUUCUACAAAGGAAAGGAGUAUUGGAAAUUCAAUAACCAGAUGCUCAGGGUGGAACCUGGAUAUCCCAGAUCCAUCCUCAAGGAUUUUAUGGGUUGUGAUGGACCAACAGACCGGGACAAAGACCGACACAGCCCUCAAGAUGACGUGGACAUUGUCAUCAAACUGGACAACACAGCCAGCACUGUGAAAGCCAUAGCCAUUGUCAUUCCCUGCAUCCUGGCCUUGUGCCUCCUUGUCUUGGUUUACACUGUGUUCCAGUUCAAGAGGAAAGGAACACCUCGUCACAUACUGUACUGCAAACGCUCUAUGCAAGAGUGGGUGUGAUGUAGGGGGGUUUUUGUCUCCCAGGAAUUUGUGGUAACUUGAGAUUCAACGUAAGAGCUGUUGUGCGGUUUCCUAGCUAGGAGCAGGCAUCUGUCAGCCUGAAUCAGAGCUGAUCUUUAAAACCCAGAGGGUUGCCUGUCCUGCACAUGAGUGGGGAUUCACUCUACUGGGAAGCUUCCAUGAUAGACAGUAUCUGCUGUUUCUUCAGUCCUUUGUCUUUCUUUGUCAUUCGGUUCCAGGCCUUUCCUCUGCACGCUCAAUACCCAAUAAACUAUCAGGAUUAACUAAUGAAGAGGAAAAAAGAAAAGAAAAAUCCAAUGUUUCUACUGUUUUUCUCCUAAAGCCUGUUCCCCUUUGAAAAUAAUUUUGCUGAAAGUAAACUUUUUUUUUUAAUUAAAAACAACACAACAACCCACAAUUGAACGUUCAGGAAAGUGUGAAGACCCAAACAGCUUUGUCUCCAAAGAGGAUUGCUUUCUGUCUGCUAUGGAUUUAGUUGUAUACUCCUACACAUGAUUUUUGUCAAGUGGGAGACCUGGAUGACACGCAGGACUUCAGACUGUUCGGACAGCCAUUUUCCAACAAACAAGGGGCCAAAAUAUCUGCAAUAUAGUAACAGCCUUAAUGAUAUGUUCAUUUUGUGUUUUAUACAGCUGUUCUGAGCUAUGUCCUCAAUGUUUUAAUACAUUUAUAUUCAUUA
Messenger RNA from Mauremys reevesii (Reeves's turtle), 2871 nucleotides. It is a transcript of the gene MMP16, whose product is annotated as matrix metallopeptidase 16. Bases 342 to 2171 code for a protein of 609 amino acids. Gene Ontology annotation, molecular function: zinc ion binding; metalloendopeptidase activity. The transcript has 10 exons. Gene Ontology annotation, cellular component: extracellular matrix. NCBI's taxonomy places the organism in Eukaryota, Metazoa, Chordata, Testudines, Geoemydidae. Gene Ontology annotation, biological process: extracellular matrix organization; collagen catabolic process; skeletal system development. The record is from RefSeq and is a predicted model, not a curated record.